Messenger RNA from Vidua chalybeata, 4901 nucleotides. RefSeq names its product ADP ribosylation factor like GTPase 8B (gene ARL8B). The transcript is spliced from 7 exons. The record is from RefSeq and is a predicted model, not a curated record. Gene Ontology annotation, biological process: protein transport; anterograde axonal transport. Bases 274 to 726 code for a protein of 150 amino acids. Gene Ontology annotation, molecular function: GTPase activity; GTP binding. Lineage: Eukaryota; Metazoa; Chordata; Aves; Passeriformes; Viduidae. Gene Ontology annotation, cellular component: lysosomal membrane.
GGUGUCGGUGUGGCCGGGCUCUGUUAGCAGAUGUGGAGAUAACAUUGUGUGUCUUCAGCUGCCGCCCUCCCUCUGAGUGCUUUUCGGUAGUCCUAAAUCAUUUAGGUGUCAGCACCGACUCACGGUUCUCCUCUCAAAUAUUGUCUUAUCGAUUGCUGAAACCCGUAUCAAAUAAUCUCCUUUCUCUUAAGGUACAACUUACCUAAGAAGUACAGCUCACAAGCACAAGCCCAUCAGCAGCAAACUGCUGCACUGGGGCCUGCUGAUCUGGUGAUGUGCCUGGAGCAGUCAGGUCAAUUCAGUGAAGAUAUGAUUCCUACUGUGGGCUUCAACAUGAGGAAAGUUACAAAGGGUAAUGUUACAAUAAAGAUUUGGGAUAUAGGAGGGCAGCCCCGAUUCCGAAGCAUGUGGGAGCGAUAUUGCAGAGGAGUUAAUGCUAUUGUCUACAUGGUAGAUGCUGCAGAUCGUGACAAAAUAGAAGCCUCUCGGAAUGAGCUGCACAAUCUUCUAGAUAAGCCCCAGUUACAAGGAAUCCCUGUUCUAGUACUUGGAAAUAAGAGAGACCUUCCUAAUGCUUUGGAUGAGAAACAGCUAAUUGAAAAGAUGAACCUUGCUGCUAUUCAGGACAGAGAAAUCUGCUGCUACUCAAUUUCUUGCAAAGAGAAAGAUAAUAUAGAUAUCACGCUUCAGUGGCUUAUUCAGCAUUCAAAAUCUAGAAGAAGCUGAAGUCUUCCUGGAAUCUCCAGUACCAGUUGGCCAUAAUCUCAAUUGUCCACUUCCCUCCAUAAUGAGAUACUACCCAAAAAUCCUGUAUCAAGAAUCUGCCUUUUCACGGUUCAUUUCUCAUGUGCACUGCUGAAGACUUGUAUUCCUAUUCUGUCACAAAACAACUAGAGUUGUCAUGAUAAAGUCAGCACAAAUAUUUAUUUUACAACCAUCUGUGGUGGGAGGGUUGUGGGGGGGCUUUUUAAAGACAAUAUCUCUACCAUGUUAACUAUGAUGGUACACUCUGUUCUGGUUUUUCAGGGCCAGGUUUUUAUAUGAUUUUCAGCAAGUGUUUUAUUUCUAGUGUUUAGUGGCUUGAAGAUGCUGAUGCUUGACAGCAUUAAGAUUCUGUAAGAUGCCACAUACAGUAGUUAGAAAACAUUUAAGCGUGAGUUGUGGGAUACUGAUUGAUCUCACAAAUGCAUGUGAUGUGUGUAUGUAAGCAGAGAAAUGGAAACUGUUUGCAGAGGGGAGCACAAGGCAUAGAUCAGCAUCACUAAUCUACAGCUGAGAUCCUGUCACUUGAAAAAGAAAACUCUCGUGAUGAAUUAGGAAAGACAUCUGUUUAAAACCAUUCUGUUGCUUCUGUUUAACAUUUAUGUGGGGGAUGGGAAUGGACUGUUCUGUCAAACUUUCAAAAAUUGGAGUAUUCCAGCAUGAAAACAAAUCACUAGGAACAUCAGGCUGUGUUCAAAUACAUUUUUCUAUCUCCAGAUACUCACGGUCUCUCUCUGAAACCAGACCAUGCAUUCUGAGCAGCUGCAUGACACCCAAAUUACUGAUGCUCUUGUAUCGAGGCAGUUGUUGACCUUUAGCACAAUCUGUGUGUAAUUGUCAGUGUCUCUCCUGCUCCUGGAAUGGCUGGGCACAGUUUCACCUGGUGCUAUGGAAUACCUGGGCUAUUGUGACAACUCUAGACCCGCCUGCUUUCUCGAUGUAACCAUGUGCAAAGCCUGUCAGAUGCAAGGAAACGUUUUGCUGUGUCAAAGCACAAGAGAGCCAAUCAGUUGAUCCUGUCUCUUGACUAGCUCCUGCAGCUUAGGGAAGUGUGUAUAAACUCAAGACCGUAAUGUUUCUGUAGCUUUACUUUCUCAGUGACUUCAGCAUAUUUGAAGGGACGGCCUUGUUCAGACUGGUUUGUUCAUCCAGCAGUGUCAGUGUAGCUACUCGCGUGUGCAGAUCCAUGGUGCAGCUGCUUGUGUUGCCUCACACUGUGUGUGAUUCCUCACCUCCACGUGGUUUGCAUCCCUGGGAGCCCCGGGCUGGGAGCAGCUUUGUCCCCCUCAGUUCUGACGAGCCAGUGUUAAUGCAGACUGCCAUGGCCUUACUGUCGUGUCCCAGCUCUGGCACUGCUGCACAGACACUACACGCUGCCUGCCUUCAGUCUGAAGUUACAUUUUAACUUUUUGUCCCCUUUCAGUUCUCUGAAGCAUGGUUUCAAUUAAUCCAUACUCUGGUGCUGUAGAGGAGAGGGUGUAUUAACUUGCUACUGUAGUCUCGAGUUCACCAGAACUGCUACAGUUACUUUUAUUUAGCAAAUCUGCUUGUGCCUAUCAUAAGGAAACUAAACUAGAAUGUGUGAAUCUUUGUGGGGGACCAGGUCACUGUUCAGUUAACUGGCCUAUAGCUAAACUUGAUGUGUUUGGUGUUUAUCUACUUCACUGCUUUCAGCGUUUAUGGCAUCCAAACACUACCAAUUGUUAACCUGUGCAUUACUCUCUGCAUGUGAACAACUUAUACAAUUACUGAACUUUGUAAAUACGUGAUUUCUUUUUUUAUUUAGGUGGAUGCAUAUGUUGGUUUACUGCUCUUCAGCUUUAUUCAAUAAACUUACGUUUUGAGGGUUGUAUUGACACUUAACUGCCUGACUUGAGUUGAUGUGGCUGAAAUCAUGGAAAAACACAAUGGGUGUCUGUCUCCUCUGCCAGAGAUUACAGUGGGGGAAGAAGGAUUGGUAAAUACCUGAGCUGAUUUAUAUUCUGUGGUUCAGCUAGUCCAGUGAAAUGCUCACAAAACUACCUUUGAGGCCUGGGGCUUGCUCACCUCACCUGAGCAAGCUCGGAUAGUCUGAGCAGAUUGCAGGGCUUUUUUUAUGCGUGUGAAAAGCACUGGUCAGCUGCAGGGUUUGAAGCAGGGGCAGCCUUCUGGAGCUCUGUUUUCAGGAGAGAAAUGCAUGUGUCUGCAAGCUUGGUUCUUGUGUCGAGCCUAGAGUAAAACCUUUGUUUUUCUAGCACAAGUGUCAGAUCUUGCAGAGCCUGAUCAUUCACUGCCUGUUAAAGCAGAAGGAUUCUUAUCUCAGUGGAAAGUGAGGCUUUUGUUGACUGAGGUCUUGAACAAAAUCUUUGCUGUGAUUUUAGUCUGAAGUUUCACUGACUAUUCUUCCCAAAGGUUUUUGUUGUAUUAAUUUCUCUUAGGACACUGAUUAAUUAACAGGACUGCUGUCAGCAUCUUCCAAUUAAUGGUAAGAAAUUGGAUGUCUUGUUUCAGGCUUGUCUCCAUGUAAGCUUUCCAACUUACUGAGCUGUAUCAGGUUGGUUUUGAGUGCAGGUCUUUGAGCAUCCUUCACGUGUAACUCUGCUGGUGGGAAGGACUAGUGACCUGUUAAAGAUCCUGUGCAUAUUUCUUUGGGAGUUUCCUGCAUGCAAAACAAGCUCCCUGCAGUUCAUAGUCAAAGUAAAAUGUCUCUAGACACGAAUCUGAAAACAGUGUUAGUGCACUAAGCCUUGUCAGCCUGGUUGGUAUGACAGCAGUAGCAGUCACCAGUAAAUCAGCUGUGGUAUGAGCUGGCCCACAGCUCUUUGCUUGAUGUGGUACUUCAGUACCAGUCUCUGUUUCUAGGUGUAAAUAGCAGGGAGAGACACAGGGUCCCCUUAUGAUGUGUGUGCUCUGAAAGGUACUUUUGCAAUACUCCCCACAAUGCCCCCAGCUGGGUUUCACAGCUGCUGUGGUACUGCUCUGCCAGAUGCCCUUGGUUACUCCUGUGGCAGGCAGGGGCCACAGGAGUGGCUGUUUGAUUGCAGUGCUGCACUUGUUCUGUUUCUGGCCUUGAGUAACUUGCCAGCUACCUUUUCUUUGAAAAGGGAAGUGUUUCCUUCAAUUGCAGGAGAGUUUUCCUUGGAGUGUCCCUGUCCUUCCCAGCUUCAGUGUGGAUGGUGGUUCCUUAAAAUGCAGUUCCAGAGCAGGGGAGUUCUCAUCACCCAGGGACAGCUGAGGGCUGGGCAGCUGCACAGAGCAGCUCUGUCCCACCUCUUGGCAACAGGAAGAAUGCACAAAUGUGGAGCUGUUCCAUCAUCUGUGGAACCAAUAAUCCAGUUUCUCAAUGAUUUGUGUUUUCUCUUUACAUCUUGGUGGAAACAGGUUGGAAAGAUUUUGGGUGCUGACAUAUCAAACUGCAUAAUCUUCACUUUCUGGUAGAAGUAAAGGCCAAAGAAAAUGCCUUAAACAGUCUCUCUGUUGAAUCUAGGAGUGUUGGGCAGGGAUCUGUAAUAACCUGAGGUAUGGCUUAGCAGGAUUAUCAAGCUUUGAACUCCCUGAGGUUUCCUUUGUCAUUUGUGGCUGUGCAGUGGCACGUCCUGGUUUGCUUUGUGCAGGAACUGUGCUCCCCCCGCAUGCCCAGCACUGCUCCCCUGCCUUGCUCCUGCACUGACCCUGACAGUGUGGAUCCCAAAAAGGGCUGCACAGCAGGAUAUUUAGCUGUGUUUCUAAGCUGACACGGACAGUGAAUCGUGUUAAAGGAGAAAUAAUGUGUGAGUGCCUGAGCUUUCAGGGCUUUAGUUCCCAAAACGUGAGUGCAGAACAGCUUGUCUCACCAGACCAUGACCUUGAGAGAGUGCUCUGCUGCUUUAGGGCCACAGCUGCUGGCUGUUCCAGUGUGUCCUGGUGAAACAGGGGUUUUCUCUUACGUGUCACUCCAGUGGCAAACACAGAAGGGCACUCAGAGGGGCUUUGCACAUACUCUUUAAAAGGAGAAGUGAGAUACUUGAUUUUAUUUCCCUCCCAGUGGAAGGUGGGUAAGUAGACCUUUGUGCCAGGAUUAGUGCCUUUUAAUUAUGACAUGACAGGUUUUAUUCUGUUAAAGGCAACAUGUAUCAUUGUGAUAAUUUUGAAGUGCUUCAAUAAAGUGUUGUUGAAAACCA